Molecule: messenger RNA, 1367 nt
Organism: Pollicipes pollicipes
Lineage: Eukaryota; Metazoa; Arthropoda; Thecostraca; Pollicipedomorpha; Pollicipedidae
Product: protein phosphatase 1 regulatory subunit 14B
Exons: 6
Coding region: 117-608 (163 amino acids)
Biological process (GO): regulation of phosphorylation
Cellular component (GO): cytoplasm
Molecular function (GO): protein serine/threonine phosphatase inhibitor activity
Source: RefSeq, a predicted model, not a curated record
AGCAGUCGCAGGGCACGGCGGUGACGGGUCAGGCUCACACCGAGGAUCCCUCCAGCUCCGCUCCAGCGCCAACCGGAGAGACCUGAGGAGCUCCAUGUGAUCAGGGCAUCGACGCCAUGGCUUACAAACUGCGCCGGCCGGCCCUGUUCGGCUGCGACAGCGGACUGGGCGCCGUCCUGGGGCGGUAUUACCCACACCAGACGCGUGUGAUGGAGAUGGGCGUCGCUGCAGACUACGCUGCCGCCAAUGGCUCGGCCAUGGACAAGGCGGCCAAGUCGCCCAAGACGGUCAACUUCGAGCAGGGUGACGACCCGGCUGACGGCCGGAAAAAGUACCUGACGGCCAAGUACGGCAGCCACCAGAUGGCGCUCAUCAGGAAACGGCUCACGGUCGAGAUGUGGCUGCUCGAGGAGAUGGCCAAGCUGUACAGGAUCGGGGAGUCGUCCGCCGCCCCGGAGAAGGAGCUCGACCUGGACGAGCUGCUCGACAUCGAGGAGGACGGCCGGCGCCGGCUCUUCCUGCAGCACUUCCUCAGCGACGCGGCCGCGCCGCCCGACGCCGUCAGCAGAUUCAUCGACGAACUGCUGGUGCAAGCGAAGAAGCUUUGAUGGCGCCGCCCCGGUCGUGUGUAGACCGGAGGCUGGGCGCGUCAGCCGGAGCGCCGUCCCCGCUCCCGCCGCUGCGGCGCCGCGGCCCUGACCCCGGUCAAGGCCGGUGGGAUCUCAGCGCGGUCCGCUCGGCAGCCGUCCCCGGCCGGCACCUCGGCGCGUCGGCCGUCUGUCGGCUGGCGCCUGAAACGGGCCCGCCUGCCCGCGCGCUGCUGCGCCCUGUGACAAUCGGCGGCGGCCGCUCGGCGACGCGCGCGCCCUCUGCGGUGGCGCCACGCCCCAGCGCUAACUUUUGUCAUAGCGGACAUCGUGUCUAGUCUUUCUGCAGUCUGCUCUCACCGCGCCGUUGUUUUUAAAGCUUUUUACCGUCGGCCGAUGUUACCGUGCCGUUUUUUUGUGGCGCCGCCCUUGUUUGCCGCUCUCGGGAGCCUUUACAUCCCACCCGAGCGGCGCCCGGCCGCCGCGGGCGGCGCCGCGCCGUCCUGCCGCCCUGCCGGCGCGCGCGCGCGUCACGCUCUUCCGGAGCCGUUCUGUGAUGAGUCGGCGCCAUUCCGAUCUGCGCGUGCGGUGCGCGCCGCCCGGCCGCGCGCGCUUUCUCGAUUGCUCACGGGUCUUCCCUGGGGAUGGCCGACGCCCGGCCCGACGCGGGCCGCGGCGGUCGGAUCACACCCUGGCAGCGGCGGGGUCCGCCCUCCUUCCGCGCCGGCCCAUGUGUGUAUGUGUGUAUCAUCAUAAAUACACCUGUGUGACUAUACGUGG